Dromiciops gliroides (monito del monte) is the source of this 963-nucleotide messenger RNA. RefSeq names its product protein ABHD11-like. NCBI's taxonomy places the organism in Eukaryota, Metazoa, Chordata, Mammalia, Microbiotheria, Microbiotheriidae. The transcript is spliced from 6 exons. Gene Ontology annotation, cellular component: mitochondrion. Bases 1 to 963 code for a protein of 320 amino acids. The record is from RefSeq and is a predicted model, not a curated record.
AUGUGGCGUUGGAGCAGAACCUGGACUCGGCCCCUUCGGGAGACUGGGAUACCCAUAGUGCAUUCCUGGGGUCUAAGCAAGCCUCCCUCAGGCUCCUCUCUGACUCCAGCCAUGUAUAGUAGCAAUGGGCCAAGGACAGUAUCACUUGCCUACAAGCUGUUGGAAGGUCAGAACACCCAGCCACCCCUCGUCUUCCUACACGGGCUCUUUGGCAGCAAAAUCAUCUUUAAGUCUGAGGCCGAGGCCCUAGCACAGCAGACAGGCAGAAAGGUGCUGACAGUGGAUGCCCGGAACCACAGGCACAGCCCAUCAAGUCCAGACUGCAGCUAUGAGGCCAUGAGCGCAGACCUGGAGGCCCUCCUGUUAAAACUAGGACUCACUCCUUGUGUCCUCAUCGGGCACUGCAUGGGGGGCAAGACAGCCAUGGUCCUGGCACUACAGAAGCCUGAACUGGUGGAACGCCUAAUUCCUUUGGAUAUUAGCCCAACGCUGAUCACAGCCUUCCCAGAAGUCGGGUUCUACACUGAAGCCAUGAAGUCACUAAACAUUCCAAAGGAGCUGCAUUUCUCCGAGGCCCAAAAAUUAGCUGAUGAGCAGCUCAGCCAAAGUAUCAAGGAUCCAGUUAUUCGGCAAUAUCUUCUCAACAAUCUGCUCAUGGUCAAUGGGCAAUACGUGUGGAAGGUCAAUAGCGAAGCCUUGAGCCAGCAGGUGGACAAGAUCAUGGACUUCCCCCAGAUCCAGGGAUCCUACUCCGGCCCCACACUCUUCCUUAAAGGCGCCAACUCAUCCUUAAUUCAGCCUAGUCACUACCCUAAGAUCAAGCGUCUUUUCUCUCAAGCUCAGAUUCUGUCUAUCCCAAAUGCUGGGCACUGUAUCCAUGUUGACCAACCCCAAGACUUCCUGACCAGUAUCCAAAAUUUCCUGUCUGAGAAGUUGUUGCCUCUACCAGCCCUCAAACUUUGA